This is a messenger RNA of Fraxinus pennsylvanica, 357 nucleotides long. NCBI's taxonomy places the organism in Eukaryota, Viridiplantae, Streptophyta, Magnoliopsida, Lamiales, Oleaceae. The record is from the annotation of a GenBank genome assembly.
AUGAGAAGCAAAAAUAGGGAAGACAGAAUUACUCUUAAUAGGUGUGGCAAGGGAACGGAAAGUCAGAAAACAGGCAUCAUGUUUUCCGGAGUUGAGCCUACAGGCAUCCUAUAUGUGGGGUACCUGCAUAAUACGACGUGCCAUCCCAUUCAAUUUGCAGGAGAUAAAUUAAAAGUUCAGUACUGCACAAUUUCUGCUUUGUUUGACAAUAAAAGCUUUCCAGGCAAUAGAAAUCCAGCUUGCAAGAGUCAGGUCACAGCUUCUAUAUGUUUUCAGUUCAGGAAAGCAAGAUGCAAGGAUAGAAAUCUGCUCGAUUCAAGAAAAUGCAAGGAUUUUAUAUCGACAGAACAGGAAUAA